AUGGAACAGACGAACCAGAGACUUGAACAUGGCCAAGUAACUCGUGCGUCUAAGAGGAUUAAGCUAGACGAACAAGGUUCCAGCUGGGCGAGUGCUUCAAUCCAGCUCUCUCACGAUGAUUAUACAAUCGGAUGGAUUUGUGCCCUUCCGAUAGAGUUUGCUGCCGCCACAGCUAUGUUGGACCAGGUCCAUCCUCAACUGCCCAACAUCGGCAACGAUAAUAAUAACUAUGUCCUGGGACAGAUUUGUGAUCACAACAUUGUCAUUGCCUGUUUGCCAUCUGGAACAUACGGCACGACAUCCGCGGCGACAGUGGCAAUCAUGAUGGUGUCAAGCUUCAUACAAAUCCGGUUCGCCCUGAUGGUCGGUAUUGGAGGAGGUGUGCCUAGUAAAAAUGCUGACAUUCGACUGGGAGAUGUCGUAGUGGGUACACCAAGCCGCGAUUUUGACGGCGUAGUUCAGUAUGAUGUCGGCAAAUCUCUUCAAGAUGGCAGUUUCCAACGCACUGGCACAACCAACAGACCUCCUGCUCUAAUCUUGACGGCUUUAUCUUCCCUACAGUCGUCCCAUAUGUUGGAUGAUAGUCGCAUUCCAGAGUACCUGUCUGAAAUGGUAGCUAGGCAUCCCUCUUUGUCUACCGAGUUUACAAAUCGCGGUCAACAGCAAGAUCAACUCUUCGAAGCUCAAUACGAGCACAUCGGUGGCGAAGCCACAUGUGACCUCUGUGACCGUCGUUGGCUGGUGGCUCGGCCUCCCCGUGCUAGGAAAGACCCAGUAAUUCAUUACGGAACGAUUGCGUCCUGCGACCAAGUAAUCAAGAGUGGAAAUUUUCGAGACAAGCUCGCCAGUGAGUGGGGAAUCCUCUGUUUUGAAAUGGAGGCUGCUGGACUGAUGGAUCGCCUCCCAUCUUUGGUCAUUCGGGGCAUUUGUGAUUAUGCCGAUUCGCAUAAGAAUAAACAGUGGCAAAGAUACGCGGCAGCAACUGCGGCGGCAUAUGCCAAAGAGCUUCUCUCAGUGAUCCCUGGAACUCGGAAUUCCCAAGCAUCCACAGCAUCCACAGCCACCACGAUACUAUCAGAUCAACUCUCAGGAGCUGAGAAUCUUUCUCUUACAGGCGAUCUCAAUGUGCAAGCUGCGAUACUUAGAUACAACACUGGCCUUUUAGUCCAGCGGCUUCAAGCGGCCCAUUCUGAAUUGGGUCUCCACCAGCUGGGUGUGCUCCCAGAACCAACAAACGAUCGGUCUCUGUCAGUUUUGACAAAUAAUAACGACACAUUUUUACCAGCACUAUUUGCUCAACUUGCAGGUUCAAACUAUCGCCAGCAAAGAUUUACAGGGCUUUCGAAUGCUAGCAAUUUCCAUGAGAACUCUCCCUCUUCUCUAGCCAAUGAGGCAGAUCCAAAUCAUCCAAGGCAUCGUGGAGAUUUCAAAAUUGCUCUCUUAUGCGCUUUGCCGCUUGAAGCUGACGCCGUUAAAGCAGCAUUUGAUAAAAGAUGGGACGAUGAUGGGGACACUUUUGGUAAAGCCCCAAGGGACCAGAAUGCGUAUUCAACCGGUAAAAUCGGGCGUCACAACGUCGUUUUGGCACAUAUGCCAGCAAUAGGAAAAGAGGCUGCUGCUAGUGUUGCAGCCAAUCUUCGUUCCAGCUUUCAAGGUGUCCAGCUUGCUAUUGUGGUCGGGAUCUGCGGCGGGGUGCCAACUACUUCAGCCGGUGAUGAUAUUUUUCUGGGAGACGUUGUCAUCAGCGAAGGGAUUAUCACCCACGAUUUCGGGAGGCAAUAUCCCGACCAUUUUGCGAGGAAAGACAAUAUUCUGGAUAGCUUAGGAAGACCUAACGCCGAAAUUAGGUCGGUUCUGGCGAAAUUGAAGAGCCGAUGGGACCACAAGAACCUUGAAGCAAAGGUAAACAGAUAUAUACCGAUCUUGCAACGAGUUCUUGACGGAACAUCGCUGUAUCCCGGUGCCAGUCAGGAUAAGUUGUUUCUCUCAAGCUACCGUCACAAGCAUCAGAGACUAUUUGGCUGCGACUUGUGCGAGGCAUGCUCACACAAAACAGAUCCAGUGUGCGAUGAAGCCGUUAGUUCAACGUGCGAGCAGCUCAAUUGUGGCGACGACGAAUCGGUGCUAAGGGUUCGGCUUAGCAAAUCCGGAGCGAACGACGCGGCUAACGAGCUAACCUCUUACGAGCCUAAGGUACACUUUGGAUUAGUGGCAUCGGGAGACGUUGUAAUGAAAUCAGGAGAAGAUCGAGAUCAAAUUGCCAGGAAAGGGAAAGUGAUUGCUUUCGAGAUGGAAGGAGCAGGUGUGGGGGACACUCUUCCGUGCUUGAUAAUAAAAGGGGUCUGCGACUAUGCCGACUGCCACAAAAGCAAGAAAUGGCAGAACUAUGCGGCGGUUUCAGCAGCUGCAUGCAUGAAGGCAUUUCUGGGGAGCUGGAUUACAAAUGCUAAUUCCGUUUUCAUGUAA
Messenger RNA from Talaromyces rugulosus, 2466 nucleotides. RefSeq lists its product as uncharacterized. Gene Ontology annotation, molecular function: catalytic activity. Bases 1 to 2466 code for a protein of 821 amino acids. Lineage: Eukaryota; Fungi; Ascomycota; Eurotiomycetes; Eurotiales; Trichocomaceae. Gene Ontology annotation, biological process: nucleoside metabolic process. The record is from RefSeq and is a predicted model, not a curated record. The transcript has a single exon.